This is a messenger RNA of Penicillium salamii, 2847 nucleotides long. The record is from the annotation of a GenBank genome assembly. NCBI's taxonomy places the organism in Eukaryota, Fungi, Ascomycota, Eurotiomycetes, Eurotiales, Aspergillaceae.
AUGUCUUCCCUUUUCGAUGCCGUGAUACAGUCCGAGUUGGGCUCAGGGCCUGCUAGCGACAACCUGCGGUCUGACCACCUCCCCAGUUCUCGGCGCUCUGAGAGCAAUGGUCCCAUGAGUGAUAUGCAUGCAUUUGCCGAUGAUCAGGUCGUGUCGGGCGGAAAUUCGACCAUCAAUCGUCUGCGCAACCCUUAUACUGCUACCCCCGCACAAUUGAUCGAUGAUGCCGGAGAGAGGGUGAGGGGUGCAUUUGAAACGUUGCUAGAAGAAUACCAGGAGGAGCCUUCAUCCUCUGCGCCGGUCUCUUCGGGUGAGGUUCUGAGCACUAGAUACUACAUCGCUCAGAUCAAAGGAAUGGCCAAGUUCGAGUUGUCGACUCUCUACGUUGAUUUCACUCACCUCACAAGUUGGAGAGAUCCCAUUCUCGCCGAUGCUGUUGCCACUCAGUACUAUCGAUUCCUGCCUUUCCUCACCAAGGCGCUGCACAACCUGAUCGCCAAAUAUGCAUCGGAUUACUUCGUUUCCCACAGAUUGACCUCCAGCAGCUCGACGGAAGCCGGUAGCUCAGCAACAGCAGGUGGAAGUUCCACCGACAACCCCGAGCUUGACCGUCAUAUUCGCGAGAAAACGCGUCACCAACAAACCGAUAAGCUCUUUGCGCUCGCAUUCUACAAUCUUCCUUUGGUUUCAAGACUUCGACAACUUCGCACCAAACAGAUUGGACAGUUGCUCUCUGUUUCUGGGACUGUCACCAGGACAUCUGAAGUUCGCCCCGAGUUGUCCCUGGGAAACUUCAUCUGCGAAGGCUGCAAGACAGUGGUCCAGAAUGUUGAGCAGACCUUCAAGUACACAGAGCCAUCCGAGUGCCCCAACCAGACCUGCGGCAACCGCGUGGGAUGGCGUCUCGACAUCGGCAAGAGUACAUUCAUCGAUUGGCAAAAGGUCAAGCUCCAAGAAUCAUCACAUGAGAUCCCCACAGGUAGCAUGCCUCGUACAAUGGACGUUAUUCUGCGUGGUGAAAUGGUUGACAGGGCCAAGGCCGGUGAGCGCUGUAUCUUCACUGGUACUCUGAUUGUCGUUCCCGAUGUCAGUCAAUUGGGUCUUCCCGGUACACGACCUGAAGCUGUCCGCGAUGAUAACUCCUUCCGAGGCGGCGACGGCAGUGGUGUCACUGGCUUGAAGGUUCUGGGUGUGCGGGAUCUUUCUUACCGCAUGGCAUUCCUCUCCUGCAUGGUCACCCCAGACACGACGACCCCUGGCCAAAAGCCCGAGCAGCAGCUCAGUGGCCAGUCCAAUAACAUUCUUGCCUCCUUGAACCAGAACCAAGAUGACGAUGGCGGGGACGAUAAGGCCCAGGAGGCCUUCUUGCAGAGUCUCACCCCAGCUGAAGUUCAGGACCUGAAGCAACUGGUUCACUCCGAAUAUAUCUACUCUCGUCUCGUGGAUUCCAUCGCGCCUAUGAUCUGGGGCCACAGGCAGAUCAAGAAGGGUCUGUUGCUGCAGUUGAUUGGUGGUGUUGGAAAGUCCACAUCCGCGGAGAGCCUCAAGCUCCGUGGUGAUAUCAACAUCUGUAUUGUUGGCGACCCUUCGACCAGUAAGAGUCAGUUCUUGAAGUACAUCUGUUCUCUGCAUCCUCGUGCAGUUUACACAAGUGGUAAAGCUUCCUCUGCGGCUGGUUUGACCGCUUCUGUUGUCAAAGAUGCCGAGACAGGCGAGUUCACUAUUGAAGCUGGAGCCCUGAUGCUUGCAAAUGGUGGUGGUAUCUGUGCUAUCGACGAGUUCGAUAAGAUGGACGUCGCUGACCAAGUGGCUAUCCACGAAGCCAUGGAACAGCAGACCAUUUCCAUUGCCAAAGCCGGUAUCCACACCACUCUCAACGCUCGUGCUUCCAUUCUUGCAGCUGCCAACCCGGUAAACGGCCGCUACGACCCGAAGCAAACUCUUCGCAACAACCUGAACUUCAGCGCUCCUAUUAUGAGUCGUUUUGAUGUCUUCUUCGUCAUCCGUGAUGACCCCAAGGAGUCUGUCGACCGCUCCCUGGCUGAGCACAUUGUCAAUGUGCACAUGAACCGCGACGAGGCCGUUGAGCCGGAGUUGUCCACAGAGCAGUUGCAGCGCUACAUCCGUUUCGCUCGCACUUUCCGCCCCGUUUUCACCGACGAGGCCAAGACGCUCCUUGUCCAAAAGUACAAAGAGCUGCGUUCCAACGAUGCCCAGGGUGGCAUUGGCCGCUCUUCUUACCGUAUCACUGUUCGUCAAUUGGAGUCUUUGAUCCGCUUGUCUGAGGCUGUGGCAAAGGCCAAUUGUGUUGAGGAAAUCGUUCCCCGUUUCGUCAUUGAGGCAUACGAUCUUCUUCGCCAAAGUAUCGUAACUGUUGAGAAGGACGAUGUUGAGAUCGACGAGGAGCAGCCUGCUGCUCAACACGAGGAGGAUGAAGAGAUGGCCGACGGCGAUGCCGAGGGUGAUGAUCAAAUGCACGACGAAGACGCACCCCCCGCUCAUAGCAAGCGUGAGGGAACCAAGGUUAAGGUCACAUACGACAAGUACCAUGGCGUAUUGAACCACCUUGUCAGACGACUGAUCGAGGAUGAAAAGACGGCGGCCGAGGGUGUCGAGCAGGAAGAUCUUGUUCUGUGGUAUCUUGAGCAGAUCGAAGGCGAGCUGGACAGCGAAGAAGAUCUCGCCCGUGAACGCAAGCUUGCGAAGAUGGUAUUGAAAACUAUGGUCAAGGAUAACAUCGUGCUCCGCAUCUCCGGGACUGGCCUCACUGAAGGACCUGAUGAUGUGCAGGAAGACAGCAGAAUCCUCUACGUCCUGCACCCCAACUGCAAUAUCGAUGAUAUGUAA